AUGCCGAACGCCCAGUAUUCCGGGUACCAAGCUGGCUUCGGCAACUCGUUCGAAUCAGAGGCCGUUCCCGGCACAAUUCCACAUGGCCAGAACAGCCCCCGCAAUGUCCGUUUCGGGUUGUACGCAGAGCAGGUCACCGCGACGGCUUUCAUUGCCCCCCGUCAUUGCAACAAGAAGGCUUGGCUGUACCGCGCUCGUCCGGCCGCCGAACUUGGUGCUAACAGUGUCCUGUUUCAGACCGAACUCCCCGACAACAAAGACACCGAGUGCAGUUUCCUUCCCCUCAAUCCUCGCAUCCAUGUCUCCCCCACUCAGCUCGCCUGGCACCCGUUUGACAUCGAAGAGUCUGAGACCGAUUUCGUCGCCGGUCUCAAGACUGUUGCCGGCUCCGGCGACCCCACCCUCCGUGAGGGCAUUGCAACACACGUUUACACAGCUAACAAGAGCAUGACAAAGAGGGCCUUUGUCAACUCCGACGGCGAGUUCCUUAUUGUCCCCCAGCAAGGCGCCCUCGACAUCCAGACCGAGUUCGGUCCUCUAUUUGUCCAGCCCGGUGAGAUUGUCGUCAUCCAACGUGGUCUCCGCUUCCGCGUUGAGCUUCCCGAUGGCCCUUCGAGAGGUUAUAUCCUUGAGAUCUGGGGCUCGCAGUUCGAGCUUCCUGAAUUAGGGCCUCUCGGUGCGAACGGGCUCGCGAAUGCGCGGGACUUCCUAUACCCGACUGCGAAAUACGAAGUCGUUAAGGAGCCGUGGGAGAUUAUCUACAAGCUAGGUGGCAAAUUCUUCAAGAGCACCCAGCAGCACAGUCCAUUCGAUGUUGUGGCGUGGCAUGGAAACUAUGUCCCAUACAAAUACGACCUGACAAAAUUCGUCAAUGUCGGCUCCAUCUCCGUUGACCACAUCGAUCCAUCUAUUUUCUGCGUCCUUACUGCCAAAUCCCGCGACCUUAAUGCCCCUCUCGCCGAUGUCCUGAUCUUCUCGCCCCGCUGGGAUGUUGCAUCGCACACCUACCGCCCCCCUUACUACCACCGUAACGCGGCAUCCGAGCUAAUGGGUCUCAUCUACGGCGAUUACGGCGGCCGCUCCGACGCAUUCAAGCCCGGCUCUAUCUCGUUUGAAUGCGGGAUGGUUCCGCACGGAGUUGCGUACGAGGAAUUCUCCGCUGCAACGGCGGGCGAGACUGAUCCUCCCGCUAUGCGCAUCUCUGAAGGAUCUAUCGCGUUCAUGUUUGAGUCUUCACGACCGUUCACAAUCACGGACUUUGCGUGGAAGAGCGAGAAGAGGCAUGAGCACGAGCCGAAGAUGUGGGACAACUUGGUGGAUCAUUUCAGUGAGCAUGCUAAAGAGGUUGAGGAGAUAUUGGCGGCGAAGGCGAAGGGACUCCGGAUCUAG
Aspergillus nidulans FGSC A4 is the source of this 1389-nucleotide messenger RNA. RefSeq names its product putative homogentisate 1,2-dioxygenase. Gene Ontology annotation, biological process: L-phenylalanine catabolic process. The record is from RefSeq and is a predicted model, not a curated record. Gene Ontology annotation, molecular function: homogentisate 1,2-dioxygenase activity. Bases 1 to 1389 code for a protein of 462 amino acids. NCBI's taxonomy places the organism in Eukaryota, Fungi, Ascomycota, Eurotiomycetes, Eurotiales, Aspergillaceae. The transcript is spliced from 6 exons.